AUGGGAUAUAUGGUUGGUGCUGAUACAGAGAUUCCUGAGCUGCCAAAAGUGGAUUUGAGCGGAUUAUACAUGAAAGGUUCUGAUGAAAAGAUUUGGACGGCAGCUCGAUCAAAGAUUGCAGAAGCUCUAGAAACUUAUGGUGGCUUUGAAGUUAUUUACAGUGAGGUUAGUUCUGAGCUACGAAAUAAGCUACUGGGAUUGGUGGUGCCAGGGAUGUUCAACAUGCCAGCUGUGAACAAACUUAGUGAAGCCCAAGAGCUGCCUUAUCAUGGCUUCUGGUUCUCGAAGUUAGGGUUUCCUUUCUUAGCUAUUCAGUUGAUCAAUCCCAAUUCUAGAGUUGAUGUCCAAGAAUAUGCUGAAAUUAUUUGGCCCAAAGGAAAUGACUUUUUCAGGUUUGAACUUCUCAUAUAA
Messenger RNA from Phalaenopsis equestris, 411 nucleotides. RefSeq lists its product as uncharacterized. The coding region runs from base 1 to 411 and encodes 136 amino acids. The transcript has a single exon. The record is from RefSeq and is a predicted model, not a curated record. NCBI's taxonomy places the organism in Eukaryota, Viridiplantae, Streptophyta, Magnoliopsida, Asparagales, Orchidaceae.